AUGCCUUCCAGCGAGCUUCUGGUCCAAGCAUGGUCCAAGCAUGCCCUCGUGAAGUGCAUUGGCCUCGAGACUGCGUGCUUUGAGGCGGAGGAGCGGAGAGCGAAGGCUGCGGCAGAGCUUCGUGAGCAGGAGGCGAAGGCGGAGCGGCUGGCUGCUGAGCAGGAGGCGGCGAGGCGGGCGGAGCGCGAGGCGGCAGAGCGAGCGGGUGUGGCGGAGCGGGCAGCGCUGCGAGAGGCUGCGGAGCUUGCAGAGGCGCUGCGUCGGUCAGAGGUGGAUGCGGAGGAGGAGGCGAUGGCGCGUCGGGUGUCGCGGUGCGAGGAGGCGGUGAGCAGCGAGUCGACCGGCGGCGGCGGGGACUUGCAUCGGCGUGUCGAUCGGCUGGAGGCGAGCCUCGGCGCGGCGACCGAGGGUAGCCUCGAGGAGCGGGUCAGCGCUAUCGAGCGCUUGAUCGAGCCAGAGGCGGCAGAGGCGGAGCAGUAUCUGCCAGUCACCGAGCCGCUCGCUGCCGUCUCACUAGCGGACGCCAGCCUCGACACGGGGCGGCCAGCUGCCCCCGAGUCCACGAUGGGGGGAGACACCACAUGCAUCGUGUGUUUCGCGAGAGUCAAGUCGCAUGCUGCGGUUCCGUGCGGGCACUUGUGUGCUUGCGGGCCAUGCUCUGAGCUGAUGCGAGAGUGCCCUUACUGCCGCGAGCCAGUGAUGAUGUGGAUGGUUCCGCGUCCGGUCUAG
Messenger RNA from Emiliania huxleyi CCMP1516, 729 nucleotides. RefSeq lists its product as hypothetical. The record is from RefSeq and is a predicted model, not a curated record. The transcript is spliced from 2 exons. The coding region runs from base 1 to 729 and encodes 242 amino acids. NCBI's taxonomy places the organism in Eukaryota, Haptophyta, Isochrysidales, Noelaerhabdaceae.